Molecule: messenger RNA, 856 nt
Organism: Prorocentrum cordatum
Lineage: Eukaryota; Dinophyceae; Prorocentrales; Prorocentraceae
Source: the annotation of a GenBank genome assembly
AGGCGCCGCCCUCGAGUGCGAGAGCUGCCUGGCCGCCGCAUCGCCGCGCGAGGCCGUGGUGUUGCCUUGCGGCCACGUGCUCCACGAGGCCUGCGCCGCCAGGGCCGCCGCGGAGCUGGGCCGCUGCCCGCAGUGCGAGCGCCCCGCGGCGCCUGGGGCGGCCACCUCGCUCGCGGGAUGGCCCCUGGAGCGCUGGCAGCCGGCGAGCCCGCUGCGGGCGCGCUUCGGCAGCAAGACGGCCGCCGUGAUCGAGAGGGUGCGGGAGGUGCGGGACCGGGACGGCCCUCGGAGCAAGUGCAUCAUCUUCGCCCAGUGGGGCGCGGUCUUGGCAAGCCUCGAGCGAGGUCUGCAGACCGUCGGCAUCCCUCCGCUCAGGCUCGCGGGCAACCCGCGGCAGCAGAAGCAGGCGCUCUCGGACUUCGCAGCGGGCAGCAGCGCCGAGGAGUUCGCCCUGCUGCUGACGUUCGAGCAGUGCUGCGGCGGCCUCGGCCUCGCGAGCGCCCGCCACGUGAUGCUCGUCCACCCGGCGUGCUCGGAGCACGCCGCGGGCCCAGUGGAGCAGGAGAUGCAGGCCAUCGGCAGGGUGCUGCGCCAGGGCCGCAGGGGCCCCGUGCACGUGCACCGCUUCUCCGCGAAGUGCACCGUGGAGGAGGUCCUGGCGCGGCAGCACCAGGAGGCUUGCUGUCGCGCAAGUGCGCACGCUGCUGGCGGUCUUCGCUCAGCAGGGUGACCGCGCCGGGAGGUCAGCGUUUCUGGCUUUCACUUGUAAUGGGCGGCCAGAGUGGGACAUGUGUCACAGCUGCAGUACUCCUCAUCCUCUCAUCCCUCCUGGCUGUGACUGCUCACUCCAGAGGAG